UCCGGGGACUUUUCAUUGGAUGUGACGUCAAUCAGAUCUCUCUAACCUUUUCUCCUCAACCUACGUAUAAUCCAAAGAUAAGGACUCUUGAAAAAUGGCAGAUACGAAACCUGGGUUGAGAAAGCCAGCUUUCACAAAGGUUGAUCAGCUUCGUCCUGGAACUAGCGGACACAAUGUCACCGUUAAGAUCGUUAGCACCAAGUUGGUGUUACAGAAAGGUCGUGCUGAUGGUCCUCAGGCUCGCCAGAUGCGCAUUUCUGAAUGCAUUGUUGGAGACGAGACCGGUGUUGUCGUAUUCACCGCAAGAAAUGACCAAGUCGACUUGAUGAAAGAAGGAUCCACGGUAACUCUACGCAAUGCAAAAAUAGACAUGUAUAAAGGAUCAAUGAGGCUAGCUGUAGACAAGUGGGGUCGCGUUGAAGUCACAGAGCCUGCCAGCUUCAAGGUGAAUGAAGACACCAACAUGUCACUUGUCGAGUAUGAGCUUGUCAAUGCUGUCGAAUGAGUGGCAAAAUUUCUCGAUUUGGCGAUGAUCAGUAUUAAUAAAGGAAGUAAAAAUCGUUAAGUGUUGAUGUUGGCAUUAAGAUAAUAGUUAGCCUGAUAUCUCUAUCUAGCACAAAGCUAUGGAAGAGUGAGAUGCCUAUAUAAAAGUAAAUGCAGAGAUUUUGGGUUUAGUUGAUUUGCUUUGUUAAUUAUGACUUUGUUACAGCUUUCGUUUUGCAAUGUCAACAUAAUCCUUAAGGCUUCUGUGCAAAGUUAUUGCAUAGGUGCAAAC
Molecule: messenger RNA, 775 nt
Organism: Eruca vesicaria subsp. sativa (arugula)
Lineage: Eukaryota; Viridiplantae; Streptophyta; Magnoliopsida; Brassicales; Brassicaceae
Source: the annotation of a GenBank genome assembly